Diospyros lotus (date-plum) is the source of this 3026-nucleotide messenger RNA. Its product is annotated as LOB domain-containing protein 36. The transcript has 5 exons. The record is from RefSeq and is a predicted model, not a curated record. The coding region runs from base 386 to 1279 and encodes 297 amino acids. NCBI's taxonomy places the organism in Eukaryota, Viridiplantae, Streptophyta, Magnoliopsida, Ericales, Ebenaceae.
UGACGUAGAUAGCCACGGUAAUGCCUAGCUAUAGCUUUUCUUCUCUACUAUUUCUGUGUUAUUAUUUCGCAAAAUCUCUCUCUUUCUCUCUCUCUCUCUCUCUGCAUAUAUAUAUAUAUAUAUAUGGAUGUGUGAGAAGCCAUAUAAGGGGAGAGGGGAGGGUGUUAUAUCUCGUUUUGGUUGUUUUUGGGAUCGUGAAAGUGGAAGAUCGGAUCGAGAGCUCUCGCACUCUCGAACGAACGCUAGGCCCUUUCCCUCUCUCCGAAGAACCAAGAUGAUUUAGCCAGUUUUCCAGAGAGAGAAACAAAGGGUGGGCAAGGUGAUCUGAAAUAGGGUUUUGGCCUCUUCACAGCAAGCAGCUAGAGAGCGUGGAAUAACUAAAACGAUGUCAUCGUCAAACUCUCCGUGCGCCGCCUGCAAGUUACAGCGGCGAAAAUGCACGCAAGAGUGCGUGUUCGCGCCCUACUUCCCGCCGGACAAUCCCCAGAAAUUCGCCAACAUUCACAGGGUCUUCGGCGCGAGCAAUGUAGCCAAGAUCCUCAACGAACUCAACGCUGCCCAGCGCGAGGACGCCGUCAAUUCCCUGGCCUACGAAGCCGACGCCCGCCUUCGCGACCCGGUUUACGGCUGCGUCGGCCUAAUCUCUAUUCUCCAGCACCGCCUCAAGCAAGUCCAGAUCGAUCUCUACAACGCCAAGAAAGAAUUGGCCAACUACAUCGGCCCCUCGGCGAUGCUCCCAAUUUUCCAGAACCCCGUCUUCGUGCCGCCCCAUCCGGCCAACAACCCUUCCUCCUCUUCGGUGAUUCCUUACAACAUGUCGCCGAUGCUGGGCUUGCCGGCGGGAGGGGCAUCGCAUGGUGCACAGUUGAUGAUUCGUGAUCCACAGCAGCAAUUGCACCACCAGAUGCUGGAGGCGCAGCAGCUGGCGGUGGCGAGAGAGCAGCAGGAGAUGCUGAGGAGUUACGAGCAACAGCAACACCAGCAGCAGGAGCUUGUGAGUGGGUUCGACGUCGCCGGACCUGUCGGAGCAAGUGGUUUCGGGCAGAUGACCGGUGCAGCCGCGGUAUCGCCAUCCUUGGCUUUGGGCUCGUUCGACAACCCUUACCAGAUUCAACAACAGCCGCAGGAUCACGCGCAUCCUCAUCAUCAUCAGAUGCAGCUUCAGCCGCAGCUUCUGCUUCAGCAGCAGCAGCAGCAACAGCAGGAACCGCAGGGACCUGUAGCGCAGCAGCAGAGGUCCGGAAGCGAAGAGGGUCGAAGCGCUGGUCCGUCCUGUUGAUGGUUUUGGAAGCUCAGACGGCCCUCUUUGCUUACUCGUUCAACAAUUUUUGUUCCUGAGUCGACUCUCUAGCUACUUGCCAUUUUGCUUGGAGGAAGGAGGGUGGCUGCUGCUGGCCAAAUUAUAAAGUUGAAGAAACUUGUCCAUGAAACUUUAGAGCGCCAGGGUUGGUCAAUCAAGGUAGGAACGUUCCUCAAUGGGCAUAAUCAAUUCAGUUUUAUUUUUAGUUACUCCUUACUUUUCAUCUUAUAGACAAAUUGGAAGAAUAUUUCAUUUCCCCCAAAGUCAGUAAAUAUAUUCAUCAGCUUGGAAAGUCAUAAAAUGUCAGCCUGCAGCCUGCCUAAACUUUUCCAUUACACACACACACAUAUAUAUAUAAUAGACACAGGGAUCUCUCUCUCUCUCUCUCUACACACACGACUUUCAUACUGAUUUGUGUUAAUAGUCUUUGUUAGUUUAGUUUACUUUGCUUAAUUCUAUCCAUCAUAAAGGGAAAGUUGAACCGCCAUGAAUGUCAAUAUCGUCCACCCACCUAGCUCUCUCCUUGUCUUCUCACAGCUUAGCCAGCGCCCUUUUAUCACAUGAUUGAAUCAUUGUCUAUAGACAUUUACAACAUUUGACUAGGUUUUGUCAAAGAGGCAAGUCUUAAUAGUACCACCAGUAAGUUUAUUUUUUAUAUGAUUGGAAAAUCAUGAAUUUAAAUUGGAAAAAUAAUCUCUUAAUAAGAAAAUGGAAAAAAAAAAAAAGAUUGAAAAAAAUAUGAUCUCAAUGUGAUCAAUGCCCUUUGUAUGGUCAAUGACAAUGAACCCGGCCGGGUAGAGGAACAUCAAUAUCGUAUUGACAUUUUAAAUUGGUCAUUUUUGACUUAUGGUCGUGUGCUGCCAAAGCGUAGCUGGGCAAGGUUUUAUUAAUUUGGGCAAUUCACAUCAGAUGCAAAUCAGUCCAUUUUUCAAUGGUCUUCUCUGGAAGUUUCAAUCCCAUUCCGGGUCUUGAAAUUAAACAAGCUGCUUCUGUUUUGCUCCCUUUUUCUUACUGAUAAAUUGCUUCUUGUAAACUUGCACGCAACGUACAAAGAGAUUUUUGUGCCACUGCUAAGCAUUAAUUCCUUGAUCAAUUCUUUCUAUGCAUUUUAUCAUGAAUAGGAAGGAUGAGAGGAGGGUGUGAGUGUGUGGAUGGCUAUGCAAUUGCAUGCGAUAGAUCGAAAUAGAUAGAUAUUAUACAAUUGAAUACAUAUAUAUAAACCACUAAACCUCUUCCCCUCUUUUUAUGGUUUAAAAUUAUUUAUCAAGUCGACUUUCAAAUUUUACCCAAUUAAUAGAAAGGAAACAUCAGGUUUCAUUUUCUUUCAUUAGUUAUCAAAUGCUUUUAAAUGGAUUUUAAAUUUAUAUAAUAAUUGUGACCCUGAUUAAUUAAAAUUUCUUGUGUGUGUGUGUGUGUUUGUGUUUCCUAAUUAAACUAGCGUGCAAAACAUGCAAGUCUUAACCGAUCUCACUAGGUAUAUAUAGUCAAGGUGUUCCUUAAAGAAGGGUACGUAUUUUGUAAUAAUUUUUUGAAUUAGAAUAGUUUCUUUUUUUUUUUUUUUUAGAAAAUUUAUUUUAAUUCUUCAUCAAACCCAUUUCUUUGUGCAUCCAGAACAACUUCGCGAAGUCACUGAAUCUCAAGCUGGGAAGCCCUCCAUUCCCACAUAUAUAUAUAUAUAUAUACAUAUAUAUAAUUUUCGUUCUUCUGUCAAUCAAACAUGUUUUCU